AUGGCGGCAGUGAGGGGCAUGGGAGUGAAAAUGUCGGAAAUCCUGCCGAAGCCGACAGGCAAGAGUUCCAGGUGGGAUGACGAUGACGAAGAGGAGGAUGCGCCGAAGGAGCAGUCUCAGACCUCAAGUCGCAAGGAGCCUCCACCCCAAGGGCAAAGGCGGGGAUGGGUACCCAGGUCGCUGGAAGAUUUCGGCGAUGGAGGCGCCUUCCCUGAGAUCCAUGUAGCCCAGUUUCCUCUGGACUUGGGAAAGAAAGAUGGGAAGACAGGGAAGACGAUCGCAUUACAAAUGGAUGCAGAGGGUAACAUCAAGUACGAUGCGAUUCUGGGGCAGGGGAGGACACACAAGACGCUGAUCCAGGGCUCAGCCAGGGACCUUGUUGCCAAGCGGGUCCACGAAAUGGAUGUCGACAAGCCCGACGAUGAAGAGAUCAGGCUCAAAACCCAGGAGACGCAGGCUGCCCUGGAGAAAAUUUUGAAUGGAAAGAUCACAGCGGCUAAGGUUGCUCGACCUGAGAUCAAUCAGAAGAAGGAUGCGGAAUACAUCAGAUAUGUUCCGAGCAAUUCAGUAUCGUCUCACAACAGUGGGGCGAGGGAAAGAAUCAUCAAAAUGCACGAGAUGCCCGUUGACCCGUUGGAACCACCCAAGUUCAAGCACAAGAAGGCCCCUCGAGGUCCGCCGUCCCCACCAGUCCCCGUGAUGCAUUCGCCUCCAAGAAAAGUGUCGCAAAAGGACAUGGCAGAUUGGAAGAUUCCCCCGUGUGUAUCAAACUGGAAGAAUGCUAAGGGUUACACAAUCCCCCUUGAUAAACGUCUGGCUGCUGAUGGACGAGGGCAUUCCCAAAUCGUUGUGAACGACAAGUUCGCACAAUUCAGUGAGUCCCUGUUGGUUGCCCAAGAGUCGGCGAGAGAAGGCAUCGCCGCAAGAAUCAAGGAGCGCGAGCGACAGCAAAGGCUCGAGAAGGAGAAGAAGGACGAGGAGCUCAGGCAGCUUGCUCGAGAUGCUCGUAUGCUUCGCACUGGGGCUGCACCAGGAGCAAGCCUUGGUGGUGGAGGAGGAGCAGCUGCAGGAGGAGGAGGAGGAGGAGGAGGAGGAGGUAUUGAAAGUAGAACGGGAGAAGGGCGUGGUGGAGAUGAAGAUGCGGACGAGGACAGAAGGAGCUUCAUCCCAGCUGAGGAGUUCGAGCGCGAGAGUCGCGAAGAAAGGGAGGCCAGACGGCAACGUGACGAUAUCCGUGAAGAACGACGUCGCGAGAGGGAGAGAGAAAGGCGCCUCGAAGAGCUUGAGAGGAAGGGAGUCAAGCGCUCCAAGCUUACAAGGGAUAGGGACCGUGACGUGUCAGAAAAGAUCGCUCUUGGCCUUGCUCAGCCAAGUGGGCAGGACAUGCAGUUCGAUCAGAGGCUCUUCAACCAGACGUCUGGCAUGGAUUCUGGUUUCGGUGCUGAGGAUGGAUACAACGUGUACGACAAAAGGUUGUUCCAAGAGCGCUCCAGCUCGGUCUAUCGGCCCAAGGGAAAUGCCGAGGACUUGGCGGGAGACGAAGACUCGGUGAUGGAGCAGACGCUCAAGAACGCGCGCUUCAAGGUGGACAACGAGUUUCAGGGUGCUUCGGGCGAUGGCGCCCGCCAAUCGCGAUCAGGCCCUGUGGAGUUCGACAGGGAUGAAGAUGUUUUCGGUCUGGAUGAAUUCAUGCAGCACGAUCUCAGAGCUUUACAGGCGGCCAAGAAGAAAGGUGGCCAGUGA
Guillardia theta CCMP2712 is the source of this 1743-nucleotide messenger RNA. RefSeq lists its product as hypothetical. Gene Ontology annotation, cellular component: spliceosomal complex. Gene Ontology annotation, biological process: mRNA splicing, via spliceosome. The record is from RefSeq and is a predicted model, not a curated record. NCBI's taxonomy places the organism in Eukaryota, Cryptophyceae, Pyrenomonadales, Geminigeraceae. Bases 1 to 1743 code for a protein of 580 amino acids. The transcript has 18 exons.